UGCGCGCGCGCAUUCGUAACUACCGGUCGCGUCGCGAAUAGCUAGCGCACCAUGGCGCAUACGUUAAAGUGCAACAAUUGUAAUAUUGUGGUGAACGAACUGUUGGCGUUUGUGAUAAAUAAGUUACAUCUUAUGGACGAUGAGAGCAUGAGCAGAAUUUGUUUGGCCUUCUUUACGGCUCAAGACAUAAGGACAGCUAAGGAUUUGCUGUUUUUAUCCGUCCCGGUACGAAAAAGGAAGAUAAACCGAAGAAGAGAGGGGCACCAACGCCGUGAUAUUGACGAUAUUAUCGACCUGGCGCGAGAGACAGAUCCUGACAAGUUUCCAGUUUUUGUGGCCAGGGACUUACACAAGCUACCGCCGAUAGACUUUGACUCUGUGGACCUAACUUCGCUUCUUAAAGAUAUGGUAGUGCUUAAAAAUGAACUGCAAGCCAUAAAAGCGCGGUAUGUCACGCAGGAGCAGUUUGAAAAUCUGGAAAAGAUUGCUAUGGAGUGCCGUAGGAUUCCCAACGAAAGUGAUCUAUUCUAUAGAAACGUUAGUCAUUCAAAUUUAAAUGUUAACGUUAGACGUGGUGCAUAUUUAAACAGCGGACCAAUGGGCUUACACAUGUCAUCGCGCAGCAUAGAAUAUGACGACGAAGAUAACAAGACUCUCCUGUCUCAGUCGAGCCCGAUUGGAACCGGUAUCUCGCCAUCCCACUCGUCGAAGCGAAAACCGGCCGAGCGGGCCGAGCAUACGAACAGCGUCAGCGCUGAUCAAGAAAACACAUCCGCGCAUGCGCUGAAUCUUGCGCCGCAGCCAUCACCGCCGCGCUCUUCACCCCCGCCGUCCUCCGCCAUUGCAACUAAACAGUCGCCGAGUAAACAAGUGUCGUGCACCGGUGAGCAAGUUGAGACGAUGACAAAAAACCGGUUGGUUAGUGUACCAUUAGUAACAGAAAGUCAGGAGUUACCAAAUCCAGUGACUUUGGACCCUGUUAUGAGCUUUGCUGAUAUAGCGAAGGAGGGAGAAUGGAAGAAAGUAGUGAAGAGGUCAAAACCUGCACCGAAGAAUCGUCGUGUAGGCAUGAUGGGCAAGGCCGAUAUCAAGACCAACUUCAAAGCUGCCGAUCCGAAGAUACCUAUAAUGAUUACAAACGUACACAAGGACACGUCAAAAGCGGACAUAAUAAACUACAUACGUGAGAAAACUAGUGACGUAGUGACGCUAGAACAAAUAGUGAUGAAAAACAAAAACACUAACUAUAACGCCUAUAAGUUCUACGUAUGUCAAGAAAAAGUGAGCAUGUUUUUAGAUGAGUCAUUGUGGCCGAGCGGCAUAAUAUUUCGCCGGUUUAUUACAUCUAAGCAUGUACUUGUAAAUACCGGCCGCGACCGCGACACCGCGCCGAGCGAUACUACUCGUACCAGUGCUACGCCAGGUCCUACGAGUGCUACGCCGGGUGCUACGAGUGCUAAGACGAAUCUCAAGUAA
Molecule: messenger RNA, 1476 nt
Organism: Cydia amplana
Lineage: Eukaryota; Metazoa; Arthropoda; Insecta; Lepidoptera; Tortricidae
Exons: 1
Coding region: 52-1476 (474 amino acids)
Source: RefSeq, a predicted model, not a curated record